Molecule: messenger RNA, 2268 nt
Organism: Pteropus alecto (black flying fox)
Lineage: Eukaryota; Metazoa; Chordata; Mammalia; Chiroptera; Pteropodidae
Gene: EEF1AKMT1
Product: EEF1A lysine methyltransferase 1
Exons: 5
Coding region: 1040-1684 (214 amino acids)
Biological process (GO): methylation
Molecular function (GO): protein-lysine N-methyltransferase activity; nucleic acid binding
Source: RefSeq, a predicted model, not a curated record
GGGUCUAAUUUGUACCCUUUCCGUGUAAUACACGUGAGCAUAAUUGCUUUCAGUGAGUCCUGUGACUCUCGGUAGCAAAUUACUGAAACCUAGGGCGCUUUGGAGGAGCCCCCUGCCGGCAGUGGUCGGAGGCUUGGGCAGACUGGGCCGACUGGAGGGCUACACCCUAUUCUCGCAGUUCGGCACCCCAAGAAGUAAUUGCGCCUGGCCGUCACGUCCUACAGAAACACCCCCUCUCCUCCCUCCCUCUGCUUCUCUUCUCUUUCUCCUUGUCACGCCUCCUGUUUUUCAUCUUCCUGUGCUCCUCCGUUUUUAUCAGCCCUCACUCAUCCCAUUAUAGUAACACCUGGGAGCCCAGGUGCCACACCUGCACGACUAGAGGGUUAACCUGCGGGCAGGCGAGGGGGAUGAAGAAAAACACAGAGACAUAGGACAGGAAAAGCUGGGGCCAGGUGCGACGCUGCGCUCCAGUGGAGAUACACAUUUAUCAUACACAUCUGAAGGUCGGGGGGUUUGGGGGGUACUUCUCAGGACUUGGAACUGGCUGGCAACAAUAACCUCCCGAAGGCCUGCCUGUACCUGGUUAUCAGGGCUAAACCACAAGCAGCUGUCUGUUCUCUGCUUCUCUGCCCUCGGCAGAUUGCAACACGGUCAACCAUGGCUUUGCCAAUGCUUCGACCACAGGUCCGGUGCAGACCCGGCUCUCUGCACCCUGGGUCACUAAACUGGGACGUGCCGGCAUGGGGAGAUCUCUGAUUCAGAGCAUCUGUGAGAUGUCCCCACGUGGCCACCAGGGCAUUGGGAGAAAGAAUCCCUUCAGGCUUUUGUGCUAAACAUUUUGUUCUGCAAGUCAUCGUAGAAGUGUGCAAGUCUCUUUGUGAACACUGAAUACAGCUAAAGGGGAACUGCGCUUGCCGAACGAGUUCGCUGGCCGGCCCUGCCGAGCCUUGCUGGGAGGUGAAAUCACUUAUCUGAAGGAAAAAAGGACUCAGCACUUUUACUUGUUUGUUUGCAGGGAAAUGCAUGGACGGCGUGUGAGAUGAGUGACUCGGAAGACGACGGUGUCCCCCGGCUGUCCUCGCACACCUUAGCAGCUCUUCAGGAAUUUUAUGCUGAGCAAGAGCAGCACGCCGGCCUGGGUGGGGGUGACAAGGACAGCAUUGGGGUGAUAGAGGAGAACUGGCAAUUGAGCCAGUUCUGGUACAGCCAAGAGACAGCGUUGCGGCUUGCCCAGGAAGCCAUCGCCGCUGCCGGGGAAGGUGGCAGGGUGGCCUGCGUGAGCGCCCCCAGCGUCUACCGGGAGCUGCGGGAGCUGUGCGGGGGGCGCAUCUCCGCCUGCGUGUUUGAGUAUGACCGGCGGUUCGCCGUGUACGGGCCGGACUUCGUCUUCUAUGACUACACCCGCCCCCUGGACCUGCCUGGGCACGUGGCAGCACACAGCUUCGACAUCGUGGUGGCUGACCCCCCCUACCUUUCUGAGGAAUGUCUCCAGAAAACCUCUGAAACCAUCAAGUACCUGACUCGGGGCAAGAUUCUGCUGUGCACAGGCGCCGUCAUGGCAGAGGCGGCCGCGCGGCUGCUGGGCGUGAAGGCCUGCAGGUUCGUCCCGAGACACGCCCGCGCCCUCGCCAACGAGUUCCGCUGUUACGUCAACUACGAGUCCGGGCUGGACCGCGAGGACUGAGGGCAGGACACGCGACUGGCUUGGGGAGCUGGAGGGACGGCAGGGAUGCAGCCCAGGCGUCGUCACCCAGGCUCCAGGCUGCCUGAGACGAAGGUGCCAUGUGCAAAACCAGAUGCAGCAGAGCAAGGGGAUGUGAGUGACCGGCCUCCAGUGUUCUCCAGAAGACGCCUGCCUGCUCCACGUCAGCAGUGCAGAGACGACCGCUGACACCUGCAAGGUGGAUGGACACGGGUCUGAGGCCACACGCUGAUGCUCCAUUUACAUGAGCGCAUUCUUGGACAAGGGACAGGUCAGUGGUUGGCGAAGGCUAGGACGGGGCGGGGGGUCUAUGUAGUGCUGGGCUGGCUCUGAAUGAGACGGUCCAGUGACAAGCGUACACGUGACAGCAUUACACAAAGCUAACCACGCACCGACGCGUGUAGACUUGGUGACCUGAGCAAGGCCUUGGGCAGGGGCCCGGUUGCAGUGUCGUCGUUACCUGAGCUGUCACCAUUGGGGGACUGAGCGAGGGGUACACAAGAUCUCUGUAGUGUUUUUGUAAUUUCCUGUGAAUCUAUAAUUUUAAAACAAAACCUUGAAAAGAU